This is a messenger RNA of Pieris napi, 4943 nucleotides long. RefSeq lists its product as uncharacterized. NCBI's taxonomy places the organism in Eukaryota, Metazoa, Arthropoda, Insecta, Lepidoptera, Pieridae. Gene Ontology annotation, cellular component: nucleus. The record is from RefSeq and is a predicted model, not a curated record. The transcript has 11 exons. Gene Ontology annotation, molecular function: DNA binding. Bases 2361 to 3629 code for a protein of 422 amino acids. Gene Ontology annotation, biological process: regulation of transcription by RNA polymerase II.
AAAUUAGUUAAAUUAGCAUUGUUUUGAUAACUUAAAUGAGUUUUAGUUAUAUAAAUUUAAAAAAUAUAUGUUUGUACUCUGUGAACUGCACGCGCCAUAGAUGAAUGUUGCCAUGAUGGGCCCAUUUUAGAUUUUAAAUAACUUCUUGUAUUUUGUAGUCUGUAAUCUGUAUCAUAAUGGCUACCUAAUAACUUAACCUUGACCUAUUUUGUAAACUGUGUGUAUAGUUUUAUGAAGUUUAUAUUUGUAAAGAAUCCAAAUCGUCAUAACUGAUAACAAGCUUUUAAUAUAUUCUGAUUGUCGUAAGGAGUAAGUUUAUGUAUUUUUAUACAAUAAUGGCGCGCAAAUCAAAUAUUUUCUACGUUUUAUAAACUUUACAAUGUUUGUAAAUCAGACAAACAAAAUUUCGUUAAUGGUGCUGAAUAGUGAAUACCCAUGUAGCGUGCAUUAUUUUACAAAUAUAUUAUAAAAAUAAGUACACAACUGUAUAUAAUUUCUAUUUUUGGGGGUAGGCGUUAAGUGAUCAAAUUUAUAAAGUAAUACUUUUAACUAACAAAAAUAUUUUUUUUAUAAAAACGCCAUCUGUUGUAAAGGCAAGAAAAUUGAGUAAUGAUUAAUAUUUCUGGUCAGUCAAAAGAAAAUGUGUUCUGCCAUGGUCGCUGUUGCCUUUAAUAUUAAAAGUAACUAUAAAAUAUAAGCCCAUUCAUUUUCAUUUUUGAUUCAAGCUUAAGUCAAUUUAUACAAUUCAGUAGUAGAUAGCCAUAUAACCAAACAUAGGUACUAGGUAUUUUCAGCUGCUAUAAAAUAUUUUAAACGUUUGUUAUGGAACGAUCAAAGACUAAAAAAGGGAAUUUAAUGGACUACGUAUCUCUAAUCUUUGUCAAUUAUUAUUUUGAGUUGCUUAAUAAUUAUAAAUGUAAUUUCAUUGAAAUUAUAUAAUUUCGAAGAAAAUGACAAUUUUUUUAACAAUAUCCAUUAUUUUUGUUAUUAAGCUUUAUUAAAGUACAUACUUAAUGCAAAUUGCAGAUCUUACAGCCUACAUUUCCCCAUAGCGGGGCAUUGUCGCUUCGUUAAAAAAUCGAUAGCAUUAGUACAAACGAAUUAUACAUUCAGUUUGUGUGCGUGGCUUCUUUGGUGUGCGGAAACAAAAAAGCACAAGAGUGAAAUUCUUGUAAUAAAAAUCAAUCGGAGUGGAGUAAGGCGCCCCACAGGCGCCGGCCGGGCGCGGGGCCUCUCCCCGCUGCAUACCUAUACUAUAUACGUCAUAGAGUACCAAUUGUUCUACCCUCGAAAGUAAUUUGUAAGAAAUCGUUUCUUCUUUUGUAUGUUAAUUGAAUUGAUAUAGAUUAAUUCUGUUUUGAUUAGAUGUAUAUAAUUUGGCUAUAAGCUUCAUUCAUAUGAGGUAUAUAAUUCCCUAUAAUGAUAUAAAAUUUAAUUUUCAGAUUGAUUUUAAUAGUGAUCUGCAAAAUUGGACAGCUUCAUACUAUCUAUCAGGCUGAAUUAAAAGUUUGAUAAACAAUGUACAACGUAGGUAAGUAAAUAUAGAAAUGAAAAUAUCUCGAAGCCGAUUGCGCGAGGAGCGGAAGCUCGCUCCAGCCGGCAAAAAGGAAGGCGAUUGUUUUUAUUUCUUUGGCGCGGGAAAAAACUGAGCCCGCCCUGCACCUCCUAAACAUGCGCCACGCAGCGACGCAGACGAUCGGCUGUGUGAAUUCACUUUCAUUUGCGACAUCCCAUCGUUUCCCGAAGGUCACCGUGCAUUUGUUUCAACCCCACGUGUGACACGGCCGCCUUUCCCGCCGACCGUUGACCGACUAGGUGAGUUAACAGAUUGUUCGCUCGUCUCCGCUUUCUUCGCGUUUAUCGGUUCCUCUUUACGUCGUCCUUCGCUAAGAAGUUUGUUAUUUCGCGGCCGGACGGCGUGUGUUCCUCGCGACUGAAGGGAGACUUGUGGAGGCUCAAUCCGCAACUGCCGUGAACACUACACAUCCCUCGACAGGUGACACGCGAACGUCUACCGCGCCGGUCUAUCUAUUUACCACCACUAAAAGUUUUAAACUUUAUUAUGUUUUAUUCGGAAUGCCUGUACGUGUACAUCGUUUGCAAAAUAAAAUUAAAAAAGCUCCCGGCGGGUUCAGACCGGGAAACGAAAGAGAGGGAAUCAAGUUUGCACUCUUCAUUUGUGCACGAAUCGAGAAAAAAUUCAAUAAAGCUCGCUUCCUUUUGUCUAAUUGCCUAUGGGAACCUACUUAUAUUAUGCCGAUUGUUCGAUUCGCGCGACUUCGAGGAGAAAUAUUUUGUUUGAUACGAAUGGGCGAAAGGGAUGGUUUGGGAGUUGAGUCUUGUUAUUUCGUUCAUUUGAAAUGCCCGGUUACGGCCCGCCUCGAGUAAAGUGCGAGCCGCCUUCAGACGAAGAAGACAACUGCCAGUACGGAAACUAUUACGAAGCACAAAAGCCAUUAAACACAGAAUAUGACGGAGAUGUGUCGGCUGAAAUUCUGGAUCAAUUACAGUUCUCAUCAGAACUGGUGGCGGUCCCGGCGGCACCGACUGCGACUCCCGUAUGCGCCGCAUUACCCGCCCCGAGGGAGGCUUCGCUCGCUCUGCUGGAGCCUGUCAAGACCCACCUGAUGCAGGGUUCGGAGCUGAUGGAAAAACACAUCUCACUAUCGAGUGCGACAGACAUAAUUGACACUUCUGACUUUGCACCUCUUCUUAAUAUUAAGGAUGAACCACUUUCGGAGGGGGAAGGUCAGCAGCUGAGCGGCGAUGAAGCGAGUGAGGGUUCCACUCCGGAGACGAGCGGACGAGGAGCAGCCAAGAGCUGGUCUCCGCUGGACAUGGAGAAAGCCCUCGACGCGCUCAAGAACCAUCAUAUGAGUCUUACCAAGGCCUCCUCAACCUACGGCAUACCUUCCACCACGCUGUGGCAAAGGGCCCAUCGCAUGGGCAUCGACACUCCCAAGAAGGAGGGCUCUUCCAAGUCCUGGACCGACGAAGACCUCAAGGCGGCCCUGCACGCGCUCAGGACUGGAGCCAUCUCCGCCAACAAGGCCAGCAAGGCAUACGGUAUACCCAGCAGCACCCUGUACAAGAUAGCCCGUCGCGAGGGAAUCCGCUUGGCGGCACCCUUCAACGCCGCGCCCACGUCUUGGCGAAGAGCCGAUCUGCAAAGGGCUCUCGACGCCAUCCGUUGUGGCGCUGCCUCCGUGCAGCGGGCCGCUUCUCACUACGGAAUACCGACCGGCACUUUGUACGGGCGGUGUAAGCGAGAGGGCAUCGAGUUGUCCCGCUCUAACCCCACACCGUGGUCUGAGGACGCCAUGGGGGAAGCUCUCGAAGCUGUCAGAGUCGGUCAGAUGUCGAUAAACCAAGCGGCCAUCCAUUUCAACCUUCCCUACUCUUCGUUGUACGGUCGUUUCAAGAGAUGCAAGUAUCAGGUGACACAGGAACACCGAGAGUAUAAAUCCCAAGAGAACCGGCCGGAGGAUCUUCGAGAGCAGAGUCACCCUCAGGAGUACUCGCCGAGCUUCGGAUCGGAUUCGUACUUGAGCGAAGUGACAUCUAUGCAGAACGUGCAACAGCACUACAGCCAAGCGAUGUACUACACUCAGUGCAACGUCACCAGCUGAGAAUAUUCUCCCCCGAAUUAUGGGGAACAAUGAUGUCGUGCUUCAUGACCAUUUUUAAUCUUCUUUGGUAAAAAAAAAACCGUAUGUGUACUCGUGUACACGCGGUAGAAGUUAUACUUCUUUGGCGUGAGAUAAAAAUCUUUUCAAAAAUUGUAGAUAAAACGACACUAACAAUAGAAAAAAGGUAUUUAAUGCAUUGAAAGUUUUAUUAUAACGCAUUAUCUUAUAGUUUAUUUCCGUAUUACAAAAAAUUAUUUCUACAUAAUUAAAGAAAUGGAAAUUUUUUAUUUUAGCAUGAAACUUAUACAUAUUGAUAAGUACUAUUUAAUUCACGUCCAUCGGUUGGAGUUCUGUAAACAUGUGAGUUGCGAGAGGCUAAAGAAUGAUACAAACAUUCUUGUAGAAACGUCUAAAUAUCGUACAAAUACAGCAUCAAUAGUUGUAUAAAGAAUGUUGACUAUAGCUAACUUCAGGGUGUCAGGGUGAUUUUGUGACGGUGACAUCGUAAAAAUUUCCUCUCAUCGUUUUUCCCGCGCUUUUUUUUAACGCGCCAAAAGAAGUAUAAGUAUUUAUUAAGUAAUCCGAAAGAAGUUCAUCAAUUAUGUAACAGUGGUUAGUGAAUUAGAUAAUAGAUUAGAGUAAUCGUAAGUUAUUUUAGCCGUGGUUAACGUUGAGGAAUAAGGGAACCUCGAUUCAGUGAAACAACUAAACGUCGACUUCGUGACUUUGUUUUUACCUUUUAUACAACUGCCAAGUUACAAUAGAAAUAAUCCGUGCCAUUUUAGAGUAAAAGUUAUCGGUGACAAGUUUUCUGUUACUUUGUUAUUUUUUAUAUGUAGAUUGCUAAUAUUAAAAAAGGAAUUUGAAUUAAGCUUUAUAUACUAAGGUAAAGGUAGGUCAGAUGUUGACCACAUUUUUUUCCAUUAUCGAAAUACGUAAUUUGUUGUAAUGUGAUACGUAGUUGUAGCAAAUUCGUGCAUUUAAGUAGGUUUAUAAAAUGUAAACGCCAUUUACGAGAUUAAUUUUAUCGUAGAUGUGUUGCGUACAGGAGUUGAAUGUAAUUGCUAAAGUACCAUAACAGACGGCGCCACUAUUUAUUUUUUAGUGGUUAUUAACAAUUAUUGUUUUUUUUAAUAUCAGGACACGGCUUUGUAGUUUUUAGCUGUUGCUCUUUUGGAGACAAGAAUUUGAUCUUAUGUAUUAUUUUAUUGAGAGCCAUGUUUAUAUAAUGUAGUCUACGAUAAAUUACAAGUUAACUUAAGAUUUGCUAAUUAUUAUAAUUAUCUUAAUUAAAUAUUUUUAGAUUUUUUUAAA